Molecule: messenger RNA, 1066 nt
Organism: Laetiporus sulphureus 93-53
Lineage: Eukaryota; Fungi; Basidiomycota; Agaricomycetes; Polyporales; Laetiporaceae
Product: Snf7-domain-containing protein
Exons: 5
Coding region: 100-762 (220 amino acids)
Biological process (GO): late endosome to vacuole transport via multivesicular body sorting pathway; vesicle budding from membrane
Cellular component (GO): multivesicular body; cytoplasmic side of plasma membrane; ESCRT III complex
Source: RefSeq, a predicted model, not a curated record
GCGCCGAACUCCUUCUCCGCUACCCUUCCCUUAGAUCGUGUUCAACUUAUACUCUGCGCACAACCUAUAUCCGCACCUGAGCCGCACGGGCAGAGCAAUAUGAUGGCCAGCUUUAUGAGCUACUUUGGCGGGCGCCGCGAUACAAAGCAAUCCUCACGAGAUGCGAUUGUCACGCUGCGGCAGCAGCUGCAGUUGAUAGACAAGAAGGAGGAGUACCUGCAGAGGAAGAUCGAUGAGGAGAUGAGAAAGGCGAGGGCGAACGCUGUUACGAACAAGCCUGCUGCCACUGCCGCUCUGAGACGAAAGAAGGCGACGGAGCAGGAGCUCGAACGACUGCAGGGCACACGUUUCCAGCUCGAGAUGCAGGUAAAUACCCUAGAGUCGGCGAGCUUCAAUGCGGAGACUAUGGCGGCGAUGAAGAAAGCGAGCGGUGCUCUGAAGGACAUCCACGGCAGGCUAACAAUUGACAAGGUGGAUACGACGAUGGCUGAGAUCCAGGAGCAGACGCAACUGGCGAACGAAGUCUCAGAAGCCAUCUCGGCAGCCACAUAUUCCGGCGUGGACAUCGACGAGGAGGACCUGAAGGCUGAAUUGGCUGAUAUCGAGCAAGAUGAGUUGAACGAGAGGCUCAUGGGUGCAGAUCAUGUGCCAUUGCAUCUGCCCGCAGGUCCGAGCAAAGUGGAGGAAGGGCGGCAACCGGUUGCACUCGAGGACGAUGAGGAGGCGCAGCUCAAAGAGUUACAGGCAGCGCUGGCGAUGUAGUAUACCCAUUCAUGCACAUCGCCUCUCCCCCAUUCUUUCCUGACGUGUCUCUUGACUAAUCUGCUGUUGCCGUUACAUUAUAAUGCCGGGCCUUUUCUUUCUCCUGUUUCGUGUGUUUUAUUAGUGCUAUCACCGCUAUGAUGUGACAUUGUACGUCCCCUGCAUUUCUUAUAUCAUUCGUCGGAUGAGCGACGUCAGCCGUCGACUAGAGGGACUUGGACGCGAACAGGUCAAAGCAAGGCAACUAUGUACGUACAUAUACAUGUACACCAGGGAAGAGUCAUUAAGCAAUAAACAUGCAAGU